Quercus robur (English oak) is the source of this 743-nucleotide messenger RNA. Its product is annotated as costars family protein. The coding region runs from base 192 to 476 and encodes 94 amino acids. The record is from RefSeq and is a predicted model, not a curated record. Lineage: Eukaryota; Viridiplantae; Streptophyta; Magnoliopsida; Fagales; Fagaceae. The transcript is spliced from 2 exons. Gene Ontology annotation, biological process: regulation of actin filament-based process.
AGACAAAUAUAAAUCUGAUUCUCUAGAUUUGGCACAAAGUCCAAUCCAACAAAUAUAGGCCACAUCCCCUUCCUCGUAUUACCAAUCUACCAUGGUUUGUUGCAUCACUCAUAAAUCAUAAUAGUGUAUAAAUAAAUAAAUCUCAAAAAAAUAGUCAGAGAGCAAAAACAUUUUGAAAAAAAACAGAAACCAUGAACGUAGAAGAAGAAGUUGAGCGACUCAAAGAAGAAAUCAAGAGGCUUGGCAAGCUCCAAGACGAUGGUUCUUACAAGGUUACAUUUGGCGUAUUGUUUAAUGAUGAUAAGUGUGCAAACAUAUUCGAAGCACUCGUGGGUACACUAAGAGCAGCAAAGAAGAGGAAAUUUUUGACAUAUGAUGGGGAGCUACUGCUGCAAGGAGUCCACGACAAUGUGGAAAUCAUACUCAAACCCGCCCCGGCUGCUGUGGCAGCAGCAACUAGUGCAGUUGUCACUUAAAAAUGUGUGCUAUUACUCAUCAGAUCUCCUUGUGUGCCAUUACUCAUCAGAUCUCGUUUUGAAGUUAAUCAUGAUGUACUGCUCUAUGAUGUAUCUUACUUCUGAUAUUAUGUUUGUUGUCCUUUAUUUCUAUGUCACGAAUUUGAGCUCAGAAGAGGAAAAUCCAUGUAAUAUGUAUGUCUUUUCCUACAAGGUACCAUACUAUGUACAAUAUGAAGGGUAUGAACUCUCUUCAGUUAUUAAUAUAUGCAUCUGGACAUUAAGAUA